Messenger RNA from Coccomyxa subellipsoidea C-169, 1200 nucleotides. RefSeq lists its product as hypothetical. NCBI's taxonomy places the organism in Eukaryota, Viridiplantae, Chlorophyta, Trebouxiophyceae, Coccomyxaceae. Gene Ontology annotation, biological process: rRNA base methylation; tRNA methylation. Gene Ontology annotation, molecular function: iron-sulfur cluster binding; RNA methyltransferase activity. The transcript has 8 exons. The record is from RefSeq and is a predicted model, not a curated record. The coding region runs from base 1 to 1200 and encodes 399 amino acids.
AUGCUCAAAAGCCUCACAUAUGGCGAGCUAGAGCAGUGGUGCAUGUCUGUAGGGGAGAGGCCACAGAGGGCGAGGCAGCUGUGGAGGUGGAUGUACUAUGAUGGCAACUGGGUGCGUAGCUUGGAUGACACCGCUGACAUGCAGGACGGCCUGAGUGCCUCCUUCAGGGAGCAGUGGCGGGAGAAGAUCACAGUGGACGGCGAUUUGAGCCUUCGGAGUGUGCACACUGCGGCUGACGGCACACGUAAAAUGGUAUUCGACCUCCAGGACUCCACGGAGGCGGCAGGCGCGGGCGUGGAGGCGGUGAUAAUCCCGGUGGAGCGGCCGGGCGCGUCACGGCCGCGCACGACGCUGUGCGUGUCCUCACAGGUCGGCUGCGCGCAGAACUGCCAGUUCUGCUUCACCGGCCGCAUGGGCCUCCGAGCGCAGCUGUCCGCCGCCCAGAUUGUGGAACAGGUGGUGGAGGCGCGCCGGCAUGUUGCGGAUCACAAUCAGCGGGUGGCAGCGGGAGAAUGCUCGGGCGCUGCGCCGAUUGCACCCAUCAGCAACAUUGUUUUCAUGGGCAUGGGAGAGCCGCUGCACAAUGCAGAGGCGGUGAUCACAGCGCUGGAGGUGCUCUGCCACCCGCAGGGCUUGCAAUUCUCUCCCAACAAAGUGACUGUGUCCACGGUGGGCCUGGUGCCGCAGAUGCGCCAGCUGGCGCUGACAUCAGCGGUCCAGCUGGCAGUCUCCCUGCACGCCACCACCGACGAAGUGCGCAAUUGGAUCGUGCCCCUGAAUCGCAGAUACCCGCUGGCGGUGCUGAUGGGGGCGCUGGAGGAGCUGUAUCCCAGGAACGCCGAGCUACGGCCACGGGCAGGGCGCCACGUCCUAUUUGAGUAUGUGAUGCUGCGCGGGGUGAAUGACACGCUCGAGGAUGCAGAGCGCCUGGUCAGGCUCACGGCCGCCAUCGAGUGCAAGGUCAACCUUAUCCUGUUCAACCCCCACGCCGGCACGCCCUUCCGCGCAUCCACACAGGAACAGGUACUGGAAUUCCAAGCGGUGCUCAAGGCGGCUGGGCUUGUGUGCACAGUGCGGGACAGCAGGGGUGAUGAUGAGAUGGCUGCCUGUGGGCAGCUGGGCAAUAUUGAUGAGCUGAAUCGGCUCGCUCCCAUGCUCAAGCCGCCCCAGCAGUUCAGAGACGCUCUUGUAGCUGCUUGA